Molecule: messenger RNA, 1224 nt
Organism: Trypanosoma cruzi
Lineage: Eukaryota; Euglenozoa; Kinetoplastea; Trypanosomatida; Trypanosomatidae
Exons: 1
Coding region: 1-1224 (407 amino acids)
Source: RefSeq, a predicted model, not a curated record
AUGAGCAUCAGAGAGAAUCCGUACAAGGAGUCUAUGCGGCGUCUCGUUAUUUACGCGGGACUCCCAGACUACGGGAGUACGCGGACGGUGACCCCGCCUCCUUUAACUGGGAAAGGGGCGUUGUACUUCCAGGCCUCGGAAUCACCGGAGUGGAAGGCACACUUAUUAUCCAUUCCACGUGAAGAACGUCACAGAGCUUCUGUCCGACGUCGUCUCUGUACACGUCUGUGGUUAGCGGCACAAAAUGACUUGUGUUUGUGGUGUUGGUUUACAAAGAGCAUGUGCAUGUGCUCUCGGAUUGAGCAUUUUAGGGCGCAGAUACUCUCUGAUCAGCUGAACUCGGCUGUCAAAGUGACCAUGGUCAUGCAUGCAGCGGAAGUGAUGCGAGCAACGAACUCUGGACACAUUGCGGCCUUUAUUUUGGGGGCGCCUAUCCGUGUCUGGGGCGUUGAAGAGGAUGACGUGUAUCUGCAAGGGCUACCGGCUGUAGACGAGGAAGUUGGCGGCCUCUGCACGGCCUCAUUGUACCCAGAGUCUAAUGCCAUACUGGUGGAGAACUUUGUGCAGAAUCUUCAACAAGGCCAGAAAGUUCACUUGCUUCUUUCAGAUGGAACAUGGGGUCAGGCAACCUCGCUUAACAGACACAUCCCUCGACAUAUUCCCCGAGUGGCACUGGAUGUGGAUGGGUCGUACAAGUCGCUUUUUGAGGCAUUACGGAAAAGGACAAGGGAAACGGGUGUUUCGACGCUGGAGGCCACUGCCAUGGCCAUGGAACAAUGCUUAAGGGGGCUAAAUAGUAAUUCCACAGAAGGUGUAUCGUCUGUCCUGCCUGUCCUGACAACAGUCAUGAAGGAAUUUGUGGACCUAAGGUGCCUAUUGAAGUUUCGGGAUGUUUGCUUUGCUGAGGGCAUGGAUGAAGUUUCCGGCAUAAUUAAAAAACGUGACGCCUAUCGUCGUGACGCGUCGCUUGAGCGUCUUCGGGUGUUACAUACGAAAGCUGAUGAAGAUCCCGAGGUACGAAAGCAACUUCUUCCACCCGUCUUAAACUAUUGCUACGCAUGCGAUGUGGCGGUGGGUUGGCAUCGUAUGGUGGAGCACGUGCUGGGUAGAGUCCACCAAGAAGGGUUUAAAAAGGGCGUGCCUCGUACUCCUGGUGAGAAAUCACGAAGCUGUGUCUGUGCGUGGUACGCCAACAGUUUGAAGGGGUAUGAGGACUCCAAUUGA